Molecule: messenger RNA, 1228 nt
Organism: Nelumbo nucifera (sacred lotus)
Lineage: Eukaryota; Viridiplantae; Streptophyta; Magnoliopsida; Proteales; Nelumbonaceae
Source: RefSeq, a predicted model, not a curated record
CAUUGCAAGUACACAUAAAGGUAAGAAUAUCACGAGUCCACGGAAACAAACACACAGUUUGUGGAUCAAGAAGAUGGUUUUGGGAGAUAGUUUUGUAGUCUGGACCAUUGGUUUCAGCUGCUUGUUGGCGUUUGCAUUCGGCGCUACUGGGACUACUCUUGUGCCAGAUGAAGUAAAUGCAUUGGGUCAAAUAGCGAGGAGGUUGGGGAAGACAAACUGGGAUUUCAGUGUCGAUCCAUGUAGCGGCCAAUCUGGAUGGAAAACACUCCAUCCAUUAAAGGGAUCUGAAAAUGCUGUCACUUGCAAUUGCUCCUCUGACAACACUGUUUGCCAUGUUACAAGCAUACUUCUCAAAUCUCAGGGUCUGCCAGGAGUUCUCCCGCCAGAGUUGGUUAAACUUCCAUACCUCAGAGAAAUUGAUUUCACCCGCAACUACCUUAACGGUACAAUCCCGCCAGAAUGGGGUUCUACGAAAUUGGAGAUCAUCUCCCUUCAAGCGAAUCGUUUGUCGGGUUCAAUACCCAAAGAACUUGGAAACAUCACCACUCUCCAACAGCUGGUCCUCGAUCACAAUUACUUCUCUGGAGUUCUUCCUCCAGAGCUUGGGAAUCUCGUCAACUUGCAGAGACUUCUACUUUCCUCAAAUAACUUGACGGGGCAGUUGCCGGAUAGACUUUCUAACCUGGUCAGCUUGAAGGACUUUCGAGUAAGUGAUAACAAAUUUAGUGGAAAAAUACCAAGCACUAUAGGAAACUGGAUGAAACUCAAGAAAUUAGAAAUGCAGGCUAGUGGUUUUGAAGGUCCCAUUCCUUCUGAGAUUUCUAUUUUGGAGAACUUAACUGAUAUAAGGAUCAGUGAUAUAAAUGGCCCAGACACAUCUUUUCCAUCGCUGGGCAAGAUGAACUUGACAACAUUGAUGCUGAAAAGUUGCAACAUAAUUGGAGAAUUACCCCCAUAUCUUGCGAAGAUGAGACAAUUAACAACCUUGGACCUCAGUUUCAACAAGCUAUCAGGACAAAUAAAUAGCAGCUUUGACAGCCUCUCAACAGUGUAUUAUGUGAUUUUAGCUGCAAACAUGCUCAGUGGUCCUGUGCCUUUACCAAUGCUGGAAACUGGAAGAAACAUUGAUCUUUCCUACAACAACUUUACAAUAGGAAGCUCAGGGGUUCCAGACUGUCAAGAUCAGAAUGUAAACUUAUUCAGAAGUUCUUUUCGAAAUAGCUCGUAA